Messenger RNA from Ectocarpus sp. CCAP 1310/34, 2582 nucleotides. The record is from the annotation of a GenBank genome assembly. Lineage: Eukaryota; Phaeophyceae; Ectocarpales; Ectocarpaceae.
AACUUGCUGUCGGGUUAGUAUUAUCGAGAGAUAGAAAGAGUGCAACCUGCUGGACAAACGAUGAUCAUCCGAGUACGAACGCACGCAGGGGUUUGGCGGGUGAAUGACGUGGCGCCGGACACGACGAUCAAGGAGCUGAGGCAGAGGCUGAGCACGGAGCACAACGCCAACCUGUCGGACGACACUCGGCAACCCUUGACGAUAAAGCCGAACCCCCGGGGGGACCAGGAAACGCUGGCCCUGGAGUCGACGCUGCAGUCACUGGGAAUAGGGCACGGAGACAUGAUUCAUCUCAACCUCGAUGAAAGCAUUCGGGAUAUGGCGCACGAGGAGGCCGGAGGGCCGAAGCGCAUCAACAAGGACGGCACCAUCGAGCAGCAGUCGUUCGACGAGAUCUCCAACAAGACGGGCUUCCGACCAGGAAUGAUGAGCCUCAGAAGCAUGAAGAUGAAGUGGACCCUGGCAGACUUCACGGAGAUGAACGACCAGUUCACCUUCCGCCUCAAGAAGCCCGAGAAGGGUGUGUGCACCAAAGUCAGCCUCGACUCGGCGGCCUGCAACAGCUUCCAGUCCUUCGUCAGGCAGUUCGGCUUCCACCGGGCGAGGAUGGGUUAUCUCUACGGGCACUUCACGGACGACGACACCAAGGUCCGUGUGGAGUGCGUGUACGAGCCCCCACAGGAGAAUUACCCGGAGGGGUUCCAGGUGUCGGAGGACCCAAAGGCGGACACGGUGGAGGCGUUGGCGGGACUGUUGGGUCUCAAGAGGGUGGGGUGGAUUUUCGCGCACCCGCCAAGGGAAGAGGGCUUCCUGUUCAGCUCCGCGGAAGUGAUCACGGCGGCCACGCUGCAGCUAGAGGCGGCGGACGGGGUCAAUGACACCCCCUUUGUCACCGUCACGGCGGAGGAGGACGGUAGCGCACAUUUCGACGCCUUCCAGGUGUCUAAGCAGUGCAUGGAGAUGGUGGCUGAGGGGGCGUUGGAAGUCGGCGAGAAUCCGGGGCACUGCAUGGUGCCGAAGACGUUCACGGCGAUCGUUGAGAUGAAGGAAGCGAAAGAGGUGGAUACGACGAUGUUUCUGAACACGGUCCCGAUCGAGCAGCACGAGAGCGCCAAGUUCCUGCACGACUUCCCCCGCGCCAACCGCGACGGCAUCAUGCAGACGUGGGACGACGUCAAGCGGCAGCUGGGGAGAGCCGGCGGGCAGGGGUUCACCUACAUGGACGUCCUGUCGGACUUCCACCUUCUCCUGUUCCUCACGGCAUUUUUGGACAUGCAAACCGACAUGCCAAAGAUUUGCGAUUCCGUCGUGGACAGAGAGAAGCCGCUAGACGACGGCUUCAAGUUCUUGAUCAACAACUUUGCCGGACUAGACGCGUGAAGAGGACACCGCUUCUUUUUGUAGACGGUAGCGCUCUCCCCGAGGGUGAGGGAUGCCAACGCCGUAGCAACGUAAGAGAGACGGCGAGAGUACGGGAAGCUGCUAUUCUGUACUUCCUGAUCGGCAUCUCUAUGGAGAAUCUGGUGGUGACUUGGACUGCUGUCGGCCGUUGCGGAGCUUGGAGGAGGGGAGGAUAGGCUGAAUAGCUUUCAUCUUGUGCAAGGUGCAGCCAGUGGCGCGUUGGUGCAACGUCCUCUUGUUCGGUGCAGGAGACGUGAGACAUGAUAGAAUUGCGGAAGACAAAUUACAACAGCAGUGACAACCCGAACGUUCACGAAGUCCAUCGUUUGGGUUGUUGAUGUUGAACCGUUCAAGCAGGCACUAAGCUGUUUCUGUCACGCACGUUUUGGUUUGUGGUCUGUAUUUGUCAUGUAAGAGGUGCUUGUGUCAACACACGUUUUUUCUGUGCUUCCUGGUUUGACGUCUCUCUGUGGUCCAUGUCGUUCCGUACCGUGUUGUCUGCGGUGUUGUAAGGAGAACGAUAGACGGUGGGUUGAGAGGAAACGACCCUGUUCUAUCCGCUUUUCUUCUCCGGCUGUGUCUCGUGUCUGCUGAAUCGUCUCGCGCUGCUGUUGCUGCGCUGCUUCCGCUGUUGUUGCCGCCGCCCGUGCCGGGGCGGACACGGCUGUUUGCAUCUCCGUCGUCUGUGCGGCAGCCGCAAGGGUCACACUCUUGUCGACGAAAUUGUCCCCAUCCCAUCUGCUGUGUGCCUUGCUAUUACAGCAGCUUUUGUAGAAAUCGUGUGACGGAGUUCUUACUAGGUCAUUAGGCCAUGUCAGUGGUGGCAUCAACUAGGGGGGGGGGGGCGAGACGUUGAACAUGGUUCGUGGUCCCUCUUUCCCCGGGUUGCUCCAGACCUGUAUGCAUAGUAAGUACACUGGGAAGAGAUCGAUACCAAUACCAACCAGGCUUCAUGUUUCUUCUCCGGAAAGACUCUUCUUUUGAGCUCUAUUGACCAUUUAUACUGAGAUAAAAGAAAAAGUGCCUUCCUUCGUCGACUGUGAAAGGCGACGAAAUGACGCUUCACUCUUAUGUAGGUGUUGCUUUUGGUUGACUAGGUCUGCUGUUCAACGCAAAACAAGCAAGAGCGAGUCAAGGGAUGGUGGACGGGUCUUAGUCUUCUCUUCAAGGUCCCACUAGAG